Molecule: messenger RNA, 3693 nt
Organism: Cryptomeria japonica (Japanese cedar)
Lineage: Eukaryota; Viridiplantae; Streptophyta; Pinopsida; Cupressales; Cupressaceae
Product: chaperone protein ClpD1, chloroplastic
Exons: 12
Coding region: 434-3307 (957 amino acids)
Biological process (GO): cellular response to heat
Cellular component (GO): cytoplasm
Molecular function (GO): ATP hydrolysis activity; ATP binding
Source: RefSeq, a predicted model, not a curated record
CUAAGAUAAAUCCGCGUUUUUGUUUUCAAUGGAGGAAUGAAAAAUUUAUUCUUUGCUUGAGCAGAAAGAGAAACUCGCUUCAAAGUUUACUGUGCAAGCAGCAGAUAAAUCCAGUAUAGAAGCCGUGCCGUCAAUUGAAAAGGAUGGUUGGAGGUCGGAAUUUCUCGUGAUUUGGUGAAGAGAUGGCGUGUGGGAAAGUAUAAUCCAUGUGAGCGACAAGAAGCCACGGCCGCCGCCGCGCCUGUCGCUGCCUCUUCCUCCAGCGUUGCCUUGGGCAUCUGUGCUACAAAUUGCUGUAAUUGCGGCAUAAAAUUAUUCAAAGUUGUUAGUUUGAAUCCCCCGACCUGAACUCUGGAGGCUCUCGACUUAUAAUUAGGUCUGUAAGUUAUAGCAAUUUAAAGGUCGGGGAAGGGAGAAUUGUGGAAUUGUGGUAAUGGAGCUGGCAACCGUCUCUAUGUCUCUGCACUCUCCCUGGACGAUGCGUUGCCAGAAGAAUCCAAAUGGUUGGAUUCCACGAACAGUGGCGGCGAAGAGGAGGUGGGGUUCAGCUGGGUGUGUGAAAGGUGGGGUUGGUACGAGGACGAGGGAUGGCCUGAGAGUGAAAAGAAGAUCAUUACCAUCAUCACUAUCGUUAUCAUCAUCAUCGGGAGGAGGGCUGGUGGUUGUGGCGUCUGUUUUCGAGAGGUUCACGGAAAGGGCAAUAAAGGUGGUGACGUUUGCACAGAGGGAGGCGCAGGCACUGUGGGGAGGGGAGGUGGGGAGAGAGCAUCUGCUGCUGGGAUUGAUUGCAGAGCAGAGGAAGAGAAAGGGGGGCUUCCUGGAUUCAGGGCUCACCAUCGAUAGAGCGCGGGAGGAGGCAAGGAAGGUGAUUGCAGAGGGGGUUUCUGCCUCUGCCAAUCCUACAGAUAUUCCCUUUGCAAGCGGGUGCAAGCGUGUGUUUGAAGCAGCCAUGGAACAUUCCAGAAGCAUGGCUCACAAUUACAUUGCUCCUGAGCACAUUGCAAUUGCCCUUUUCAAUCUCAUCGAUCAAAAUGAGCCUGCCGCCUCUCUUCUUCAAAGAUUGGGUGUGAAUAAAGAAGAUCUGGCAUCUGUUGCAGCCUCAAGAUUACAGGGAGAGCUAGCCAAGGAGGGUAGAGAACUCUCUUCAACAUCUCUUGCAUUGCCAGCAAAAUCCAAAUUACGUGCAACUACAACCUCACAUGUGGACAAGAAAAAAGAGAAAGGUGCACUGGCUGAUUUCUGCAUUGAUAUUACCGCCCGAGCAAGUGAAGGUAGAAUAGAUCCUAUUGUUGGCCGUGACAAGGAGGUAGAGAGGGUGGUUCAGAUUCUUGGUCGGAGAACUAAAAAUAAUCCCAUUCUAUUGGGAGAACCAGGAGUAGGAAAAACUGCAAUUGCUGAAGGGCUAGCAAUCAGUAUCAUCCAAGGAAAUGUACCCGAUUUUCUUCAGGGAAAGCGUGUGAUGUCCCUAGAUAUUGGGUUAUUAAUAUCUGGUGCAAAAGAACGAGGGGAGUUAGAGAUGCGCGUAACAAGUUUGAUUGACGAAAUACAAAAAGCAGGUAAUGUCAUUCUUCUAAUCGACGAAGUUCACACACUCGUGGGAUCAGGAUUAGCUGGGAAGGCAAGAAAUGGCUCUGGCCUUGACAUUGCUAACUUGUUCAAGCCAGUCCUCGCCAGAGGUCAGCUACAGUGCAUUGCUGCUACAACACUUGAUGAACACAGAAAGUAUAUUGAGAAAGAUGGAGCACUGGCACGUCGAUUCCAGCCUGUGCUAGUAGAUGAGCCUAGCCAGGAUGAUGCUGUUAAGAUACUUGUAGGAUUGCUUGAGAAGUACGAAGAUCAUCACAAGUGCAGGUUUACUUCAGAGGCAGUGGAUGCAGCUGUUCGCUUAUCAGCAAGAUAUAUUCAAGAUAGAUAUCUUCCAGACAAAGCCAUUGAUCUCAUCGAUGAGGCGGGAAGCCAAGCACAUAUAAAAGCUUGCAAUAGAAAAAAGAAACAACAAGCAAGCAUACUCUCAAAAUCUCCCAGUGAAUAUUGGCGGGAAAUUCGGGAAGUUCAGAAACUUCAUGAAACUGCACCAUCAGUUAGAAUCAAAGAACAUCUUUCAAAACAUGCAGGCAGAUCUGGUGAUAGAUCUACACCAAGUACUUCAGAUAGUGAUGUGGAAGCUGUUUCUUUACCGUCUACUCCCACCAUAUCAAGUGAUUAUGAAUGUGAUAAUGGACCUGUUGUGGUUGGACCAGAUGACAUUGCAGCAAUUGCAUCCAUGUGGUCUGGUAUCCCGGUUGAGCAGCUCACUGCACAUGAACAACUCAAGUUAAUUGGUCUUGAGAAACAGCUCCAAACUCGUGUUGUUGGACAAAAAGAAGCCGUCAGUGCCAUUGCAAGAGCAUUGAGGAGAGCUCGUUUAGGAUUAAAAGAUCCCGAUCGUCCCAUUGCUACAAUGCUUUUUUGUGGUCCAACUGGAGUUGGCAAGACAGAAUUGACCAAGGCAUUGGCAGAAUCUUAUUUUGGUUCAGUAACGUCCAUGAUCAGGCUUGACAUGAGUGAAUAUAUGGAGCGACAUACUGUGAGUAAAUUGAUUGGAUCUCCCCCAGGAUAUGUAGGAUAUGGAGAGGGGGGCACACUAACUGAGGCUGUUAGACGGCGACCAUUUACUGUAAUUUUACUUGAUGAAAUUGAAAAAGCUCACCCUGAUAUAUUUAAUAUCCUGCUUCAAAUCUUUGAGGAUGGUAUUCUCGCUGACUCCCAGGGUCGCAGAGUUUCCUUCAAAAAUACAAUUAUCAUUAUGACAUCCAACAUAGGAUCAAAAGCAAUAGUAAAGGGUAGAAGUAACAGGACAUUUGUUUUCGGAGAAAAGGAUGGAGAUGGACAUGCAGCUCUAAAAGCAUUGGUCGAUGAGGAGUUGAAGGCUUAUUUUCGGCCAGAAUUAUUAAAUAGGAUGGACGAGGUGGUUAUCUUUCAUUCUUUACAAAAGCAGCAGGUACGUGAAAUACUGGGUUUGAUGCUGAAGGAGACCAGAGAACGACUCUCAGGCACAGGAAUUGGUCUAGAAGUGUCAGAGGCUGUUUUCAAUCUUAUAUGUCAAGAAGGUUAUGAUCGCAGUUAUGGUGCAAGGCCUCUAAAGCGAGCACUUACACGCUUGGUUGAAGAUGUUGUAAGUGAAGCGUUUCUUGCAGACAAGUACCAGGCAGGUGACACUGCCAUUGUCGAUUUAGAUGCUUCGGGAAAUCCAUUUGUCACACACCGGAAACCAGAUCAACAGGAGAAUGGGAUUUGCUUAUCAGUCAUGACAUCGACUACUUUGUAAUAGCCAGUUUGCUUUGCAAAGUUUAUUCUUAUACCUCUCAUUCAAUGACAGCGAAAAAAUGUGUACCUGUCAUUUAUUUAUUUGUUAUAUAUCUAUAAAGCUAUUUAUGUAUAUGGGCUGUAAAUAUAGGUUGAUUGCUGGGACACUGUAAAUAGCAUUGGCUAAUUGUUGUAAGAAUUGAAACAUUAGAAUGGUCCAAAUUGGAUCUUAGUUUAUUGGUCAAUUUAAGGAACAAAAAAUGCCUCAUCCUUUUAACAAGGCUCUGCCUUGGAUUGGAGUUUUGGCUUUUAGAUGCUUCUUGUUCAUUAAAGACAUUUAUUAUUCUCCAUUUUUUGGGGACAUACACAACUGAUUUACUUACAAGUUCUUCUGACUUGUUAUUUCAA